Messenger RNA from Chiloscyllium plagiosum (whitespotted bambooshark), 1295 nucleotides. The record is from RefSeq and is a predicted model, not a curated record. Lineage: Eukaryota; Metazoa; Chordata; Chondrichthyes; Orectolobiformes; Hemiscylliidae.
GGGGGGGGGGGUGAGGAGAGAGGUGUCCAUCUGUUUACUAGUAAAAGCUGACCUAAUCAGAAAGGUGUGGAUGCUAAUACGGGCUGGGGGGGGGAACCGUUUCUCUGGCUUCCCUCUCUCUUUCUCUCUCCCCACCCUCCCUCACGCUCUCUCCCUCUCUCUCCCCACCCUCCCUUCUAAGGUUUUAAUCAUCAUUCAUUUGGAAAAGUGACACCACCGCUUCUGGAUGGACAAGCCAAGCGGGCAGAAGAUUGCAAAACCAACACCGAUUACAUCUCGAGCGGCGACAACGCAGCUUCGCAUCGACUUGCUUUUCAUUUGGAAAUUGUGACCUUACAUUUUCAACAGAGAGAGAGAGAGAGAGAGAGGGAGAAACCCUACACACACACACACACACAGACAGAUGUAUCAAUGAUCAACAGAGACACAGAGAGAGUGCGUGCGUGAAAGAAUCAUCUUCCAAUUUCUGUUGGAUUUUAAGAUUGUCAAAAAAAAAAUCUACAUCGAAAUUUCAUCUGGCGAAAUCCAGCGGCCGUGUGCUCACAAUAAAGGCUGCUUUAAAAAAAAAAGAGAGAGGCACACAGAGACAAGACUAGCUAUAAACACGCUGGCUGAUGGCACAAAGGUAUGAUGAGCUGUCCCAUUAUGGGAUAGACGGGGUGUCCAUGGCGAGUUAUGGAGAUUCACACGCCUCUCGGAAUCUGGGUCACCAUCUGAACCAUGGCCCCGGCAUUCACGCACAACACUACCCGCCUGGAAGUGCAUCUCACCGGGCGCCGCUACCUGGGAGCUUGGGUAACACCAUCAACGACAGUCUGAAGAGGGAAAAGGAUACCAUAUACGGGCAUCCUCUCUUCCCUUUGCUGGCCCUGGUGUUUGAAAAGUGCGAACUAGCGACGUGCACUCCCAGGGACUGCGGGAUGGCCGGAGGAGAUGUGUGCUCAUCAGAUUCCUUCAAUGAAGACAUCGCCGUGUUUGCUAAACAGAUUCGAACAGAAAAACCUCUAUUUUCCUCCAAUCCGGAGCUGGAUAAUUUGAUGAUUCAAGCCAUCCAAGUGUUGCGGUUUCAUCUGUUGGAGUUGGAAAAGGUCCACGAAUUGUGUGAUAAUUUUUGCCACCGCUACAUCAGCUGCUUGAAGGGCAAGAUGCCUAUUGACCUGGUGAUAGAGGACCGCGAUGGAGGCUCAAAAUCUGACCUGGAGGAUUUCACCGGCUCCUGCACCAGCCUCUCCGAUCAGGUAGGGAGCAUUUGUCCACCCGAUCCCAGUCUCUCUCUCUGAUGUACGGUCUGUGAA